UUUCUCUUGUUCUCUCUUUCUCUGUCUAUCUCUCUCUCUCUCAUACCAACUCGCCACUGGAACUGGACCGGCGGUUAAUUCAUGUAAAUACAAUCCAAUAUAAUUAUUAUUACAUCAUAUUUUGGUAUUUUCAACACUUGUCAGCAUCUUCACUAAGCAGCAGAAUGGCACCAAAAAAGAAAGAAGAAGCUCAGAUUCCUCCUCUAAUUGGUCGAGUUGGCACUAAUUUAAAAAUUGGAAUUGUUGGUCUUCCUAAUGUUGGGAAGUCAUCAUUUUUCAACGUUCUCACUAAAAGCCAAGCCUCAGCAGAAAAUUUUCCAUUUUGUACUAUAGACCCAAAUGAAAGUCGUGUUGCAGUGCCAGAUGAGAGAUUUGAUUACCUUUGUGAGUUCUACAAACCUGCCAGUAAAGUUCCAGCUUUCCUGAAUGUUGUUGAUAUUGCUGGUCUUGUCCAAGGAGCACAUGAGGGGAAGGGACUCGGAAAUGCUUUCCUUUCAAAUAUCAGUGCUUGUGAUGCCAUCUUCCAUGUAGUCAGAGUCUUUGAUGAAGAAAGUAUCGUUCAUGUUGAAGGAGAUGUUGAUCCUGUUCGUGAUCUUGACAUCAUUCAUGACGAACUGCGCUUUAAAGACUUGGAUUAUUUGAAGAAGCAAAUUGAGAGCUUAGAACGGUCUGUGCUGAGAGGAUCAGAUAAGAAAAAGAAGCCAGAAUAUGAAACUCUAGUAAAAAUUCUUGAGCAUUUAGAAAAUAACCAGUUGCCAAGGAAGGUUUUAUGGGAUAUAAAAGAACUUGAAGUUUUAAACAAGCAUCUUUUGCUGACAGCUAAACCAGUCAUAUAUCUGGUCAACCUAUCUGAAAAGGAUUAUACCCGCAAGAAAAACAAGUGGCUCCCCAAGCUGAAAGCCUGGAUUGAUAGCCAUGACACUGGCGCCCUACUCAUACCAUUCAGCUGUGCUUUAGAGAUGAAAUUACUUGAUAUGGAUGAUGAAGAAAAAGAGAAAUAUCUUAAAGAAGCUGGAACCACCAGUGCACUUGAAAAGAUUAUUGUUCAAGGAUACAAGAUAUUACAGCUAAUCUACUUCUUCACCAGUGGUAAAGAUGAAGUCAAAGCCUGGACUAUACAGAAAAAUACCAAAGCACCUCAAGCUGCUGGAAAAAUCCAUACUGACUUUGAGAAAGGUUUUAUCAUGGCUGAAAUAAUGUCUUAUACAGAUUUCCGAGAACAUGAAUCAGAAGUUGCUGUUAAGGCUGCUGGAAAAUACAAACAAAAGGGACGAGAUUAUAUUGUGGAAGAUGGUGAUAUAAUAUUCUUCAAGUUUAAUGCUGGAGCUGGUUUGACUGGAAAAAAGAAAUAAAACUGUCAGUCAAGUAAAAAUGAUUUUAACAGUCUAAAAAGAAAUGGUGGUGUCCUUAACUGAAAUUGUGAUAACACAAUCUAAGAUUUAUUAAUAAACACAUUCUUCUCUUAAA
Messenger RNA from Octopus sinensis (East Asian common octopus), 1467 nucleotides. Its product is annotated as obg-like ATPase 1. The record is from RefSeq and is a predicted model, not a curated record. Bases 165 to 1352 code for a protein of 395 amino acids. Gene Ontology annotation, cellular component: cytoplasm. The transcript has 12 exons. Gene Ontology annotation, molecular function: GTP binding; ATP hydrolysis activity; ATP binding. NCBI's taxonomy places the organism in Eukaryota, Metazoa, Mollusca, Cephalopoda, Octopoda, Octopodidae.